Molecule: messenger RNA, 1439 nt
Organism: Pocillopora verrucosa
Lineage: Eukaryota; Metazoa; Cnidaria; Anthozoa; Scleractinia; Pocilloporidae
Product: NEDD8-conjugating enzyme Ubc12-like
Source: RefSeq, a predicted model, not a curated record
AAUUUUACCGGUACAAAAGAGGGAGGUUUAAGCUUAGUGGGUAUUCUAUAAUUUACAAUGAUGAAAACUCGAUGAGAGGAGCCGAAGUUUCGAUUUUAAUUCGAGUUUAUUUCGCUAAGUAUUUUCUCUGCGAUCGCAGGCAAAAUGUGUGGGAAGUUGGCAAAAGACUUCCAUAAGCUCAUGAAGAGCAUUGCCAGCUUUUCGAACCAUCAGGCAAAUGUUGCCCAUUACGAGGAAAACUUGGAUGCAAUCAGGGUGAAAAUUGUACCGAACGAUGGUCUUUAUUACGGAGGCAGGUUCGAAUUCGAAAUCAAAGCCAACGAUUAUCCAAAGAAUGCUCCAAAUGUCACCUGCAUCACACAAAUUUAUCACCCAAACAUUGACGAUCAGGGGGAAAUAUGCUUAAAUCUGUUCAGUGAGUGGGCAGAAACCAAUACUCUGGAGGACUGCGUUCACGGAUUGCUGUUUUUACUGUACAAUCCAAAUCUAGAGGACCCAUUAAAUCCUCUCUUCGAUCCAGAAGUCGACACUGAUUUUGAAGUGUUCGCUAAGAACGUGCGGUUGUCUCUAGAAGGAGGUGCUAUCGAGGGGUGCGACUUCGAGAGAAAUCUGGUGCACGAGGAUAGCAGCACUGACGAGAAUACUACCGGUGAUCAAGUUCAGGAAGACCUGCAAGCCACGGAAUGUAAAGAAGCGGUUGAGAAUGUUGAUGAUGAUGGAUUAAUCGAGAUCCAGGUGUUGGAUGAUGAAAUCGAUUCAAGCGAAGAGGUACCUUCUACAACGAACACCGGCGGCACAGAUCACGCGACCGAAUGUCAUAUUGAUGCAAAUGUAACCAGGACAACUGACUGUAUUUCAGGGAAAAUCAAUUCACAAAGAACUGAAGAGGAACCUGUUGUUCUAGUUGAAAUCGAAAGAAGGGCAAAUCACCUUGAAGAACAUGGAUGAAAAAAAGAAACUUUCCAACUUUCAUUAUUUAGAGCAUGUAAAUGUUGUAGUGUGCGUAUGUCUUGGAAAUCGUAUGAAGGGGAUACACAUCAAUGAUAUGGCUACAGAAAUUUCACCCAAGAAUGUUUGAGAUUUCGAUAAGAUUGCAUCGGUGUUUCUAGAGCGACUUACGUGCUUCCAUGAAGAGCUCUGCGCCGGAAAAAAAGUUAUGCGAAUUACCGGCUGUUCAUUGAAUGUGCAGCCAGUAAUUUGGAUAAGUAAUUUAAGCCAAGGUUUGACGCCUCUCGGUGGCAUGAGGUGUUAGCUGAACAUUUCAGGACAUGUGAUAAUCGCUACGAAAAAGUUACUAAAGCUCCCCUCAUAGAUAUUCUGUAGAGUUUAUAACUAUAUUUAACUAUAAUUACGUUAGCACUUUAGUACAGAACAUUCAUCUGCCGCUGAACCGUCGUGUUUUCCGAGGCAAACCAUUCGUAAUAAAAAUAAAAACUGGU